This is a messenger RNA of Ictalurus punctatus (channel catfish), 2136 nucleotides long. It is a transcript of the gene khk, whose product is annotated as ketohexokinase. Gene Ontology annotation, molecular function: ketohexokinase activity. Lineage: Eukaryota; Metazoa; Chordata; Actinopteri; Siluriformes; Ictaluridae. The transcript is spliced from 9 exons. Bases 64 to 1098 code for a protein of 344 amino acids. Gene Ontology annotation, biological process: fructose metabolic process. The record is from RefSeq and is a predicted model, not a curated record.
AUGGUCCUCUUAUCAAACUACACACACACACACACACACACACACACGCACAGAGUGUAAAACAUGGAGCAGAAGAGGAUCCUGUGUGUCGGGUUGGUGUGUUUGGACAUCAUUAACGUGGUGGAUAAAUUUCCGGAAGAGGACACGGACACCAGAUGUGUGUCCCAGAGGUGGCAGCGAGGUGGGAACGCCUCAAACUCCUGCACGGUUCUGUCUCUGCUUGGUGCUCCCUGUGCCUUCAUGGGUUCUCUGGCUGCAGGACCAAUUGCUGACUUCAUCCUGAAUGAUUUUAAAAUGUACCACAUUGACGUGUCUCUUGUUACUGAGCAUGCUCAGUGCUCAUGCCCCACCUCCGUCGUCAUCGGCAACCAGACCAGCGGCUCACGCACCAUCCUGCACAUGAACAGCUUCAUCGUGGGUGAUUUUAGCCGCCGCGGUGUGGAUAUUUCUGGUGUAGCGUGGCAGCAGUGUGGCGUGACGCCGUGUGCGUGUUGUAUUGUUUGUCAAAAGUCAGGUUCCCGCACCGUGGUUCUCUAUGACAUAAACCUGCCUGAUGUUUGUGCAGACGAUUUCUCACAGUUGGAUCUCAGUCAGUAUCGGUGGAUUCACUUUGAGGGUCGUAACGCUGAUGAACAGGUGAAGAUGAUUGAACAGGUGAAAAGCUACAAUGCCACACAGGAAGAGAAGAACAGGAUCACCAUCUCCGUGGAGAUCGAGAAAACCCGCCCCUCUCUCUAUCAGCUCUUCCCCCACGGAGACGUGGUGUUUGUGAGUAAAGACGUGGCGCUGCAUUUCGGGUUUCAGUCGGCGUCCAGUGCAGUGAAGGGGUUUUACAGCCAAGUGAAAGACGGGGCCGUGCUGAUCUGUGCCUGGGCCGAGAAAGGUGCCGAUGCGAUGGGUCCUGAUGGUACUGUAGUGCACUCUGACGCUUUUCCUCCUGAGAAACUGGUGGACACACUCGGAGCUGGAGACACUUUUAACGCCUCGGUCAUUUACACCCUGUCUAACGGAGGGUCUUUACAGGAAGCGCUCACAUUUGGCUGCCAGAUUGCGGGAAAGAAAUGCGGCGUUCACGGCUACGACGGGAUCCUUCAGUGAAAACUGAGCUGAAGAUGCAGAUGUUCAGGAAAAUCACGUGCGGUUUAAACGCCACGUUCCUGCCGAUCAGAAGCUUUAACAACAUCAGUAUACAAUCUUUACGGUAAAGAGGCGUUCAUUUAGAAGCAGGUGUUUGGGCCUCGUUCCAAAUCUUCACUUAUAACACACCCUUGUACAUUGCCCUUAGUUGAGUUCCCUUUUAAGGGUGUAAGGGGAAGAGGGUCAGAUGAGGGACUUUUAUAUUUCCAAGAAUAUUUAAUUCCUCCAACUCUUUUUUUUUUUCCCUGCACACUGAUGAUGAUGUCACUAAUUUACUUUAGCAAUUUAUCCAAAUACCAGCUAUAUAAAUAUCGAGUGAACUUAUUAGCAUGCUAAUCAGCUAUUAGGCUAGCUAGUAAAUUAUCGAGCUGAUAAUUUACUGUACAAACAAACCUGACCGAAACGUUUCCCUGUGAAAUCUCACUGUGAGAUAUUGAUGUAUUUAUUUUUUAAAAAAACAAACAAACACUGGAUAUUAAACACAUUUUUUUUUAAAUGAGCCAGUUCUAUCAAUUCAUCUGUUCUUUACAUUUCACUGAAUGCAUGUGAGAAAUUCUACAUAAAUAUUCAUUAAAAGUAUAAAAAAUAAACAUAAAACCGCUUUUGCUCUGCGUUCAGCAUCUCAACAUCACACACAGUCGCUUCAGUUCCCGGAUCAUCAUCAUCAUCAUCAUCAUCAUCAUAAUAAUAAUGAAGAAAGUGCAUGAGAAAUAAAAGUAUAAAAGAAUAUAAGCACAUAAAAACAAAAGAAAUAAUUAACAAAGAGUUUGAACAAAAAUAAAAUGAAAACGGAAGAAAUAAUAAAGAAUAAAGUCUAAAACAUCUUAAGCUGCUUUUUAAUCGGAUGUAGUGUGUUUGUGUGAUCUCGGUGUGUGUGUGUAAAGUGUACAAAUGUCCGUUAGAAAUGUAAUUUAAUCGAAGUUGAAUUCGGUUUCCACAACUGUAUUAUGUUCAAGGGAGAUUCUUAAUUAAACAAAAUAAAAACAACCACAAAAAAUU